Molecule: messenger RNA, 1320 nt
Organism: Saprolegnia diclina VS20
Lineage: Eukaryota; Oomycota; Saprolegniomycetes; Saprolegniales; Saprolegniaceae
Exons: 1
Coding region: 4-1149 (381 amino acids)
Source: RefSeq, a predicted model, not a curated record
UUCAUGAUGGCGAAUUGUGGUGCGGCGGGUGACGCAACGCCUCCUGACGAGAGGCGAGGCCGCCCACGCCGCGCCGCGCCAAGCACAUCGACCAACUCGGAUGACGAUGACGAUGACGAAGAUGACGCGCAGGUGCGCAAGGGAAAGCAGCGGUCGGCGUACUACCGCCACAAAGACAAGCGGCGAACCGAGCUCGAGUUCCUCCAAGACAAGGUCGCCGCGCUCGAGGAGCACGUGCGCGUCCUCCAUGAGACAAAUGAGCUCUGCGCGAUCAUGGACCCGCCGUCACUAUGGGAGCAGCUGGCCAAGCGCGAGCGCAAGCGCCGGCUCGCUGCCGUGCGCGAAAACGAGCGGCUCAAAGCGUCGUUGGAGGAGCAAGUCAAGUUUGCCAAGUCGCUCGCUGCGAUCGUACGCAAGCGGCCGCGCAUUGCGCUCUUUGCAGACACCGAGACGGCGCUCCAGGAAGCCAUUGCCCUCUGCGCCGACUUGCCCUCGCGCCAGCGCACGUGCCACGAAAUUUCGGACGCGGCCCGCGCGGUGCUUGAGAGUGCCUUUGUCGAGGCGCACCUCAUCGACCCGACAGGCCCCGUGCGCGCCCACCGAGCCGUCCUGCUCCACGGCGUCGUCCAAGUGCACACGAUUCUGCACAUCCGGCUGAUGAGACCGCUCGAGGCCGUCGUGCGCGUCGCCUGGGACAUUCUUCGCGGCGCCUACCCCGUCCGGUCGCUCGAUGGCACGUACGAGCUCAAGGAAGAGAUCGACGAGCACACGUCGUACGUGCAUAGCGAGCGGCGCUAUGCCGUGGGCACGAUGCUCCGACGUGUCGUCAUGCGGCGGUACGUCGAGUCGCCGUCCCAAGUAGUCCUCGUAGGCCGGAACGUCACACAGGACGCGUUGUACCCUGUCGAUGCGCGCAUCUCGGACGAGGCCUCGUGGAUGACGUUUGAGGCGACGGCACCAAACGAGACGGUCGUCAAGUACUUUCAGAAAUCGACACCCUGCUUUGACAAGCCUCUCGACGCGGCGACGAUCGAGAGCCAGUACCUCCUGGAUCUCUACGCCGAUCACUCGUACCAGUUCGAACGGGCCGUGCUCAUGCUUCUUCAGACCGACGGCAGCUCGUCCGACGACUCGGUAAUCGACGCGUAGGCUGCCACGUCAUAGCGGGAACGACACCGAACAUCUUAUCACGUCGUUAUACACGUAUAGUAGCACCGAGUAGCCACUGGAUUUUUCUUGUGGGUUAUCCAGCGCCUCGAUAGCGACCACAUGAUACGUGCAGAUCAUUAAUUGCUAGGAUCGGGAUCCACUGCAUCGAUA